UGGUAUUUUUAUGGGUAAGUGGAGGAACCGUAGAAUCUUUCGUCAACGAAGAUCUCCCAGGCCGCCUUCUGUGUUCUAUGACCUUCAAGCUCCUCUCCCUGAUUCCAUAUCUUCUUCAAACUUCUAUUUGGAAUUGCCGAAGACAAAUUUCGCGUUUUUCAUUUAGAGAUUUUCAGCAGGAUGGUAUACCCUUAUGGGAGAAGAAAUUUUGCACGUUGGUUGGAUUGGUGCCAUGGCAGAAAGUUGUUGACACCAAGAAUUUUGUGAGCUGCCACAGCAAUGUGCUUAAUUGGAAUGAUUCAGCUGCUGAAGAAGCAUUUCAAAAUGCCAAAAAACAAUAUUGGGCAGAGAUCAACAGCCUCCCUUGUGAUAUUUCUCUUCCUGAUUCUGACACUUAUAUUGAUCAAAUAGAUUGGAACCCCUAUAUUGAUCCUGAACUGAUAGAGGAUUUGGAUCGUGUGUACUGUCCUCCCCCUGAUGAGGAAGAAAGGAAUGCCGUAAGUUACAAGAGAACAAAAAUUUCAGCAGAUGUUGAAAAUUCUCUGGAAUUUGGUGAUACAGAGCUUGACAAAGCAUUGGAAAAUAAAGAUGGGUGGAAUCAAUGUGAAUCCGAUAAACACAAAAAUAGUCCUAGCAAUUCGGAAAAGAAUGCCAAUAACCCUUGGGAGUGCAGAGUAACUCGUGAAAAUCGGAAAUUACCUGACAAUAUGUGGGAAGGCGGUGGUGCCAAGGCUUGGGGUCGGAACAAAGUGAGUGGCCAUGGUGAUGACCUUGCGGACUGGGGCUGUGGAUAUAAUGCUUGGCAGAAUGAUACUAAAGGAUGGGGUAAAACAUGGGAUGAUAAUAAAGGAUGGGGCAAAGCUUGGGAUAACACUUGGAACCGAAAGAAAUCAAAUAAUUCCUUGAAAUCGAAAGGCCUUGGGAAUGCAAAACUAAUCUGCAUAAUAGGGCUUCAGCGGGCAGAGGGUGGGGAAACUGUGAAGAAAUGGCCCUGGAUGGAAGCAUCAGAGAAAUGCCAAUAAUGUUUCGGACAAUUUACAAUUCAGAAGAAAUUAUGGAGAUUGGACUGCCAGGAAUCAGAGUUUCCAGAAAAGGGAAAGUUAUCAUCAAUCCACCAUAGGAUCUCGAUUUCAAAGGGAUAGUCGUCAAACAGAUCAUCACUGGAGGAGGGAAGACUCAAAGAAGAGGGUCAGCUUUGCUUGU
Messenger RNA from Neltuma alba, 1203 nucleotides. RefSeq lists its product as uncharacterized. The record is from RefSeq and is a predicted model, not a curated record. The coding region runs from base 78 to 1022 and encodes 314 amino acids. Lineage: Eukaryota; Viridiplantae; Streptophyta; Magnoliopsida; Fabales; Fabaceae. The transcript has 3 exons.